Diatraea saccharalis (sugarcane borer) is the source of this 733-nucleotide messenger RNA. The record is from the annotation of a GenBank genome assembly. NCBI's taxonomy places the organism in Eukaryota, Metazoa, Arthropoda, Insecta, Lepidoptera, Crambidae.
GAAAAAGAUGACAAUGUCAAAUUAUUUUCUGAAGCCGGCCGAUCGAAUAAACUUAAUUUGGUUUUUCCACUUUGGCUUAAAAUAUUAAUUAAUUAUCGACAAAAUAUUCCAAUCAUAUAAAUCAUGUCAAACAACGUAAAUCCAUUAGCGGGCACAGCUCAUCUAUUAGAUGAAUUGGACAAGAAACUUAUGGUGCUGCUACGAGAUGGAAGAACCUUAAUUGGAUAUUUGCGCUGCGUCGAUCAAUUCGCAAAUUUAGUAUUACACAAGACUAUUGAACGGAUUCACGUCGGUAAGGAAUACGGAGACAUUCCAAGAGGAAUUUUCAUUGUAAGAGGCGAAAAUGUUGUUCUUUUAGGGGAAAUCGAUAAAGAUAAGGAGGACAACUUACCAUUAACAGAAGUGUCAGUCGAUGAUAUACUGGAUGCUCAAAGAAGAGAACAAGAUGCUAAAAUAGAACAACAAAAAUUACUCUCUAAAGCAUUGAAAGAAAGAGGUCUAAAUUUAUUAGCUGACUUAGGACAUGAUGACAUGUUUUAAAUCUGUUAUCAUCCUUACUUAGUGGUUUUUGAAGCAAAUAUCAUUCCAAGUUAUCAAAUGGAAAUAGAACAAGAUUAAUAUGCAUAAAAAAUAUGUUAAAUUGGUCAAGAUAAAAGUCUUAAUAAUGGAAGUUUUAUUAUUUAUUAAAGUCUGAUUGCCUAGUUAAAGAUAUAUUUGCCAAUAAUUUACAAUA